AAACUGUCUAUGGCAAGGCUGGUUAUAUCAGAAAGGAAGAGGAGUAAUUGCAAUUGCUGGAGGAAAUAGAGGGAGCUCUCUAUACCCACACAGUCUCUAAGACUGGUUAUCAGUCUGUCCUCCUAUUAAUCCAGGACGCUCACUAAGUAUAAACAUGAAGCUAAAGGAGAGACGGGGGCGGGAGAAGGAACUAUAAACCACGUUCAUGAUCUCGUCUUCCAAAAGGGUUGCUGCUUGCCAGAGCACAUGUAAAAACUGAACUGAACCCCAGAGCAAGAGAAAAACGCGAUCUCUCUGAACUGCGACUUUAAUUGUGAUCUGUGUCUGCUUGCUGCAACAACAAAUAUGCGUGCUUUCGCGCAGCUGGUGCAACCCAAGUGCCGGAGUUCGCAAUCCAAAUAAUGCAGCUGCCGGAAAGCAGCAAGGACUGCUUCUGUCUCCUGCGGCGGGUCACCUGGCUGGCUUGUCGCUACCCUCCCCGCCACCCCCACCUCUGACUGUCGCUGCUGUGGUGGAUUACCUAAACUGGACUAACAUGGAGAGGUCGGCAAGUCCCGGGCGGUGCGGCUAGAGGCUUGGAUCUUCUGCUCUUCCGCUGCUGCCGCCACCGCCGCCGACUGCAGCUCCCUUAAUCCGAAAAGCCUUCUUUACUCAAAAGCCAUGGAAGAUUGUUCCCUGCCAGAUCUGCGAGACAUCGAGCUCAAGCUGGGGCGCAAAGUCCCCGAGAGCCUAGUGCGCUCCUUGCUGGGGGAGGAGCCGGCCGUCACCCGCGACAGGGAGAAGGACCGGGAUCAACCCGGCGGAGGUCCUCCUUGCACCUCUGGCUUCUCUGCUUCCCUGGCCCCUAGAGCCGCCAUUCUCGGCUGCAAUAACUCCAGCGCCCUAGAAAGACUGGAGACCAAACUUCAUCUCCUCAGGCAAGAAAUGAUUGAUCUCCGAGCCACAGAUGUCAAGCUAAUGCGGCAGCUACUGAUCAUCAACGAAAGCAUAGAAUCAAUCAAGUGGAUGAUUGAAGAAAAAGGCGCCAUCACCAGCAGGGGUAGCAGCUUGAGCGGAAGUCUCUGCAGCUUGCUGGAGAGCCAGGAGACAUCGCUGAGAGGCAGCUACAACAGUUUGCAAGACUGUAGUGAUGGACUUGAUGGAAUAUCUGUGGGGAGUUACCUGGACACCUUGGCAGACGAUGUCCCUGGCCAACGAACUCCUUCAGACAUGGACCAAUUCAGUGACUCUUCCCUUAUAGAUGACUCACAGUCUCUACAGAAACAUCCAAAGAUUGAGUCUGAUGAGUACUACUGUUUUGGUUAAUAAGGUGAAACUCUAAGAGGGACAUGUGUGCACUUGUAUUUAUAACUCUUCUAUGCUGCUAUUUGUUUUAAGCAUUUUUAAAGCACCUUUAUAAAGGAUAACCUAUUUUAAAUCUGCUUUAAUCUCUCACUCACUCACUCUUUUUCCCUGCUGUUGCUUCUAGGUGUUUGUUUUGGUUUCCCCCCCUCCUGGAUUGCUUUUCUCCCUCAUUGUCAUUUUAAUUUAUUGCUGUGAUUUCUUUCUUCUCUUUUAUAAUCACUUUUGAAAUGACAGUUUCCUCUCCCCCCCCCCUUUUUUUAUUUUUUAUUUUACAAAAAUAAAGGUCAGGGAAAUUAACUUUAUCUUCAACACAAAGUGUCAGAAUGAAAUUUUAUUGAAUUUUACAUCUAAUGGACAAUAAAAUUCUUUCCAUCA
This is a messenger RNA of Hemicordylus capensis (graceful crag lizard), 1719 nucleotides long. RefSeq names its product leucine rich adaptor protein 1 like (gene LURAP1L). Gene Ontology annotation, biological process: positive regulation of canonical NF-kappaB signal transduction. The record is from RefSeq and is a predicted model, not a curated record. NCBI's taxonomy places the organism in Eukaryota, Metazoa, Chordata, Lepidosauria, Squamata, Cordylidae. Bases 661 to 1305 code for a protein of 214 amino acids. The transcript is spliced from 2 exons.